Molecule: messenger RNA, 586 nt
Organism: Drosophila elegans
Lineage: Eukaryota; Metazoa; Arthropoda; Insecta; Diptera; Drosophilidae
Product: complex III assembly factor LYRM7
Exons: 4
Coding region: 100-513 (137 amino acids)
Biological process (GO): mitochondrial respiratory chain complex III assembly
Source: RefSeq, a predicted model, not a curated record
UUUAGGAAAAAUACCGCGAAGAAACGGCCACUUAAAAUAUAUACCAGAAAAAAACCAAUUCGAAGACAGAAACCUGGCAACCCUGUCAGACAUACAAAAAUGUCCAACUUGCGACGAGAGGUGCUCAGUGCCUUCAAGAAGCUGCACCGCACACGGCAGUACGUGUUCCAAGGCGAUGUCAAUGCUCUGGCAGCUGGACGACUAAAAAUCAACGAGUCUUUCCUGCAGAAUCGCAGCGAAACCAGCGAGGAUGAGAUCCAGAAGAUGAUCAAACUGGCGCAGGAUGUGGACCUAGAGCUGCGCACAAAUGUUAUCCAAGCCCUCAAGAAGGAGAACGAUGUUUAUGAACUGAGGAUUACGCCAGAGACAACGCGACUGGACAAUGUGGUAUUCAAUCCCGACGCAGUCAUCGAGAAACCGCACAGGCGACGCGGCGAAAAGAACACGGAAGGAUGCUGUGGUGGAGCUGCGAUGGCGGCUCUGGAAUCCGAGGUCCAGAACCGCAACAAAUAGAACUAUUUUAUAAUUUCAUUAUCCCUAAUCAAGAUUGUUUUGUUCUGUUGUUCAAGAAUAGCGUUUACGUUUA